Drosophila willistoni is the source of this 1031-nucleotide messenger RNA. RefSeq names its product heat shock protein 27 (gene Hsp27). NCBI's taxonomy places the organism in Eukaryota, Metazoa, Arthropoda, Insecta, Diptera, Drosophilidae. Gene Ontology annotation, biological process: protein refolding; response to heat. Bases 119 to 802 code for a protein of 227 amino acids. The record is from RefSeq and is a predicted model, not a curated record. The transcript has a single exon. Gene Ontology annotation, molecular function: protein folding chaperone.
UUACAGUUACUUUUACAAACUUCUGCCGUGCAGAGAUACGCUUAGUGAGAACAAAAAGAAAAAGAAAAAAGUAAAUCAAGUUGAAAAAUAAAGCAGAAAGGAAAAUCGGAAAAUCAAAAUGUCUAUUAUACCACUCUUAAAUUUGGCCCGAGAGCUGGACCAUGAAUUUCGCUCAAGUGAGGAUCACUUUCUGGAUGAUGACUUCGGGUUUGGCGUCCAUGCUCAAGAGCUCUUCCAUCGUCCACGCCUGAUGUUGCCUCACUAUGGUGCUGGGGGAAUGGGAAUUGGUCGUCGUCGCUACUUGCCCUAUGACCGAAGCCAUCAUCAUCAUCCCCAUCAUCAGUUGGUGCCACGUCGCAGGUCUUCUGGGGGCCAGAACUCUCUAUUGCCGGCUAUUGGCAAAGAUGGCUUUCAGGUGUGCAUGGAUGUGUCGCAGUUCAAGCCCAACGAACUGAGCGUCAAAGUUGUAGAUAAAACUGUCGUGGUGGAGGGCAAGCACGAAGAGCGAGAGGAUGGCCAUGGUCUCAUUCAGCGACAUUUCGUUCGCAAAUAUACGUUGCCGAAGGACUUUGAUCCCAAUGACGUGGUCUCCACGGUAUCUUCGGAUGGGGUACUAACACUUAAGGCACCCCCGCCACCUACUAAAGAACAGUCGAAACCAGAACGCAUUGUGCAGAUCCAACAAACCGGUCCUGCGCAUUUAAGUGUCAAGGCCCCGCCGCCAAAUCCCUUGGAGAGUGCAACAGCCGAGGGAAAGACUGAAAAUGGCGGCGGCGGAGAAAAAAUGGAGUUGGGCAAGUAAAAGCGGGAGAAAGAAAGGAAUCGAAAAAAAACCGCCAUGGCAGGCGUAGUAUUCACCAUUGCAACAUUAAAACGGAUGCCGUAGUAGCAGUCCUCAUCACACACACUCACACAUCUGCAUCACAUAUUAAUAUUAAGCAACUUUUUUUUUUUUACUUUUUUACUUCAAUUUUUGUAACAUGAAUGCGAACUGCAAUUUUGUAAAACAAUAAAGUAUGCAAAAACAAAAA